GAGAAAGUGAGAGCGGGUGUCAUCGCCAUCCAUUGUCAGCAAGGGGAGGAAACUGGAACCCAGCAGCGGCUGGCGGUCACAUCUGGGAAUGCAAAGCCGACCUCCCCCCCCUCCUCCUCCUCCUCCUCCUCUUCCUCCUCCUCCUCCUCCUCCUCCUCUUCUCUCACCCGGGAUCACUUCCGAAACCACUUCGCCUUCAGCCCCUGCCUCGGCCAGAGGGAUUUAUUUCAUGGGGAUGUGUGCAAGGCAAGAGAGAAUUCAGAAGGAUAUCGACGUGGUGAUCCAGGGGUCCAGAGCCGAGAAAGACUGCCUGUUUGCAGAUUUCAGAUACUCUGACUCCACGUUUACUUUCACCUACGUCGGAGGCCCCAAAAGUGUAUCCUACUCUGUGCAUGUUUCAGAAGAUUAUCCAGAUAAUACUUACGUGUCAAGUUCAGACAAUGAUGAAGAUGUGCUAGUCACUACAGAGCCAAUUCCUGUGAUCUUCCACAGACUAGCAACAGAAUUAAGAAAAACAAAUGAUAUAAACUGUUGCUUAUCCAUAAAAUCCAAAUUACAAAAGGAACAUGGGGAGGGGUCCCGACAGAACAGUGCGGUGGAGGAGGACUCCGAAGGUGAUAAUGACUCUGAGGAAUUUUAUUAUGGUGGGCAGGUGAACUAUGACGGAGAGCUACAGAAGCACCCGCAGCUGGAGGCAGACCUGUCGGCCGUGAGGGAGGUCUACGGGCCUCGUGCAGUUUCGCUCAGGGAAUAUGGAGCCAUUGAUGAUGUAGAUAUUGAUCUACAUAUCGAUGUUAGCUUUCUUGACGAGGAGAUCGCUGUGGCUUGGGAAGUAAUUCGAACAGAACCUAUAAUUGUCCGACUACACUGUUCACUUACCCAGUAUUUAAAUGGCCCAGUGCCCACUGUUGAUGUCUUUCAGAUUUCCACAAAAGAGCGGUUUGGAUUGGGACAUCAGUUGAAGAAAAUCAUGCAGACGUUCGUGACUCAGCAGUGGAAGCAGAGCAAGGAGAAGUCCAGCUGCCUACACAGCGCAAAGCUGUCGGAGAAGAAAGUGAAGUCCCCUUUGCACUUAUUUUCCACCUUGCGCAGGUCGCCCAGUUACCCUCCCCCAGGUUGUGGCAAGAGCAAGCCCAACAAGCUGAAGCCCGAGCAGGACGGCAUCUCCAAAACGCACAAGCUGCUGCGGAGGUCUUGCCCGGGCGCGGUCAAGGCCGAGGACGUGUGCACAGCCAAGUCACACCGGACCUUUGGGCGGUCGCUGUCCAGCGACCCCAGGGCCGAGCAGGCCCUGGCCACCAUCAAGUCGCACAAGCUCCUGAACCGGCCCUGCCCUGCGGCUGCCAAACAGGAGGACUCCCUCACCCUGAAGUCGCAUAAGUUAUUGACUCGAUCUUGUUCUGGGGACCCCCGAUGUGAGCACAACACCACCUUCAAGCCCCACAAACUGCUGAGCAGGUCUUACUCCAGCAAUCUCAGAGUGGAAGAGUUAUAUGGGCUGAAAAACCACAAAUUGCUCAGCAGGUCUCACUCCAGUGCCCCCAAGUCGUCCCAAGCAGACUUUUGCAAGGAACCUAACGUGGAGGGCAGGAGGCUCUCCCUUACCUCAGGACUUAUUGGUAUCUUAACACCAUCUUCGUCUUCUCAGCCUGCUCCAAACGGUGCAAAAUGCGUUCCAAUACGAGACCGUGGCUUCCUGGUGCAGACAAUUGAGUUUGCCGAGCAGCGGAUCCCCGUGUUGAAUGAGUUCUGUGUCGUCUGUGACGAGCCACAUGUGUUCCAAAACGGCCCCAUGCUUAGGCCCACUGUGUGUGAACGAGAGCUGUGCGUAUUUGCUUUUCAAACCCUGGGAGUCAUGAACGAAGCAGCGGAUGAAAUAGCCACUGGAGCUCAGGUGGUAGAUCUGCUGGUGUCCAUGUGUAGAUCUGCACUGGAAUCUCCUAGAAAGGUUGUCAUUUUCGAGCCAUAUCCGUCUGUGGUAGAUCCUAACGACCCUCAGAUGUUGGCCUUCAACCCCAGGAAGAAGAACUACGACCGAGUGAUGAAGGCACUGGACAGCAUAACUUCCAUCAGGGAAAUGACCCAAGCACCCUAUCUGGAGAUCAAGAAACAGAUGGAUAAACAAGACCCCCUUGCUCAUCCGCUGCUUCAAUGGGUCAUUUCAAGUAAUAGAUCACAUAUUGUGAAACUGCCAGUGAACAGGCAACUGAAGUUCAUGCACACGCCACACCAGUUCCUCCUCCUCAGCAGUCCCCCAGCCAAAGAGUCCAACUUCAGAGCUGCCAAGAAGCUCUUUGGCAGCACCUUUGCAUUUCAUGGCUCACACAUUGAAAACUGGCACUCUAUCCUGAGGAAUGGCCUGGUCGUCGCCUCAAACACACGCCUGCAGCUCCAUGGUGCAAUGUAUGGAAGUGGAAUCUAUCUUAGUCCAAUGUCAAGCAUAUCAUUCGGUUACUCAGGGAUGAACAAGAAGCAGAAAGUGUCAGCGAAGGACGAGCCCGCGUCGAGUGGGAAAAGCAGCGGUGUGUCACAGUCUCAGAAAAAAGGACAUCAAUCCCAGUUCCUGCAGAGCCGUAACUUGAAGUGUAUAGCCUUAUGUGAAGUGAUCACCUCUCCAGAUCUGCACAAACACGGAGAGAUAUGGGUCGUUCCAAACACGGAGCACGUCUGCACACGAUUCUUUUUCGUGUAUGAAGACGGCCAAGUUGGAGAUGCGAAUAUUAACACACAAGAAGGAGGCAUCCACAAAGAGAUCCUCCGAGUCAUUGGUAACCAAACUGCAACUGGUUAAAGGACCACUUACUCAAUAACUAACUAACUAACAUGAUUUGAAAGCCUUCCUCGGGUUCAAAGCUGGAUUUUGAACUGAAGAAGAUGAUAAAAUAAUUUAUUAUUAUGAACAAAAGUAACCCUUUGAAUACUGAUUUUUUUCUUAGUAUUUCUAAGUAUCUCAUUAAGUACCUAAAAUGGUAUAAGAUUUAUGAAUUGUAGGGAAAUGAAAUAUAGUAAUAAAAUUAAGACGGCACUUGAACUGACAUUUGGGUUGCAUACACAAUAAACAGAUUGAAAAACCA
Molecule: messenger RNA, 3074 nt
Organism: Jaculus jaculus (lesser Egyptian jerboa)
Lineage: Eukaryota; Metazoa; Chordata; Mammalia; Rodentia; Dipodidae
Gene: Parp8
Product: poly(ADP-ribose) polymerase family member 8
Exons: 27
Coding region: 89-2791 (900 amino acids)
Biological process (GO): endoplasmic reticulum unfolded protein response
Cellular component (GO): nuclear envelope; intracellular anatomical structure; membrane
Molecular function (GO): protein serine/threonine kinase activator activity; NAD+ poly-ADP-ribosyltransferase activity; kinase binding
Source: RefSeq, a predicted model, not a curated record